Messenger RNA from Trichomonas vaginalis G3, 1299 nucleotides. RefSeq names its product keratin-associated protein family. The annotation marks the transcript as partial. The transcript has a single exon. The record is from RefSeq and is a predicted model, not a curated record. NCBI's taxonomy places the organism in Eukaryota, Parabasalia, Trichomonadida, Trichomonadidae.
UCAGACGAACAGAUUAUAACGGACUACCAUGGAUAUUUAACACGAAGUGAUGAAGUAAAGACGGAAGACCCCAAUGAAAGAAGAUAUAAAUACAUUCGUGCUAAAGGUUAUGACAUAAGCUGUACUGUACAGUAUGACACAGGUAAAGCACCAGAAGCAUUUGGUUAUACCGGUGAAAUUUAUGCCUCUACUUUCUCUGUUAAAGGUGUAUUAGUUGAACCAAGAUUUACUUUGAGAGUUAAGUCAAAAAUAACGUUUGAAGAUGCUAUUAAAAGUAAAGCUGACAAAGAUGAACUUGACGCAAUGAACAAAGUUUUGAAAUCUCAUAAACACAACAUCUCCGAUAUAAAUGAACUUCAAGCUACAUUAGACAGUAAAGCCGACAAGAACCAUACAAACGAAUCCUUCACUACUGUUAGAGCAGACGACAUAAUAUUGAACUAUACCCUUGGUUCAAGUGCACCUUUAGAGAAUCCAAGUACAAGCGUAAAAGAUACACUAAACUCCUUAAAUAACAAAUGUAUGAACAUUGAAGGUCAUGCCAGAAACUUUGAAGCACAUGAACUACCAACAAUGUUAGAUAAUAAAGCUGACAAGAACCAUACACAUAAAUCCUUCACUACUGUUGGUAUAGAAAGUAUUGAAGGAACGGUUGAAGAAACUGGUGGGGAUGCAUUAUAUUGUAAACCUCCUAACUUUCCACAAGGUUUAACAUCGGAUGACGACAUAACGACGAUGAGAAACAUUAGAUGUAAAGAUGUUUAUGUCAUGAAGGAUGAACAUAAUAUUAAAUUCACUGCUCAAGAUUUAUAUGACAAGAAAGCAGACAAAACAGAGCUUCAAACAUUAAAGACAGAAAUACUUCAAACAUUAUAUCCUAUAGGCUCUAUUUAUACGUCAAUGAACUCAACAAAUCCAGCAACAGUUUUAGGUUUUGGUACAUGGCAGCAGAUUGUAGACAAAUUCUUAUACUGUGCUAACUCUUCAAAGCAAACAGGAGGUUCGAAGAAAAUUACUGAAGCAAACCUUCCACCGCACACUCAUACAGGAACUACAAACACAACAGGUAGUCAUUCACAUUCAAUAACAAAAAGAGGUUAUACAAAUCUUGCAGCAGGUUCGGAUAGACAGGGAAUGCAUAGAUAUGAUAUUUCAAGUGACCCAGUAGAUUCAAGCGCAGGUAUUUUCUGUGGAACCGCAGGAAAUCAUUCACAUACUUUCACAACAAAUCCAACAGGCUCGGGUGCAGAUUACAUGCCACCAUUUGUGACUGUAUUCGCAUGGUAUAGAGUUCAAUGA